AUGGAGACAAUAACAACAAGUACUUAUUAUUUACCAGAGCAUCAGCGUUCAGAUGUUGAAAGCUACCAAUGUCUUUUUUGUCCAAAUGCAGUUUUUCUUACAUCUGCUGGUUAUUUAAAGCAUGGGAAAGAAAAACAUUCAUCUCAACUUGAUGAGAUUGAAGCUGAUGCCGAGGCUGUUGAAACGUAUUGGAAAUUGACAAAUGAAUUAAAUUGUCCUGAAAAUAUUGGUAAUAUGAUUGAUGAUGGUAAUGAAGAACUUGAAGAUGAAGAAUAUUAUGCAAUAGAUGAGGAUGGUAAUGUUUUGGUUCUUCAAAGUCCAAUUGAUGAACAGAUGGAAGAGGUGGAAUCUAGUAGUAUUUCUGAUAAAACAUUAAAUUCACGAGAUUAUGUCAAUACAUUAAAUUGUAUGCCCUAUACAAUGAACCCUCCUUUAGGUCUUCGUUUUACAACUAAACACACCACUGGAUCUCGUAGUGUAGAAGGUGUGGGAAAUUCUCUUGAAAGCAGUGGAGAGUCGUCUCGAAGAGGUAGCUCUACAGUUGUAUCUCAAACAGUAUUAUUUAAAACGUCUUGUCCAUUUUGUAAAAUGGAAAUGGUUAAACCAAGUCUUCUUGUUCGCCAUAUCUAUCGUGUACAUAAUGUUAUAAAUUUUGAGAGUAUAGUAGAAUCUAAAGGAAUGCCUGAUAUGGAGUUACGCGUAGACAAUGGACGGCAGAAUAAUGUGUUAAUGCAAAGGAUGGGUGAUCUACCGAUUGAGUCAAUAGACGCUUUAUUUCAAAGAGGGGAAGAUAAUAAUGGUACUACCACAAACCUUUUAUCAAAUUUAGUUGCAGUUGUUGGAGCGCUAAGUGGUAAUUCUUUAAAUGGUACACAAUCAAAUAUGGGUGUUGACAGUGAAGUGGUAGUGAGUGGUUUUCGUUGUACAGAGUGUGGUGUGCAAAAAUCAACAUCAGAAGAGUUGGAAAGUCAUAUAAAAAUAGAACAUUUAUCUUGGUUACCAUUUGAAUGCCCAAUAUGUGCUACAAAACGUUCUAGUUCAACACAAAUGAGAGAACAUAUGCAUUCAGCACAUCGAAAUAAAGACGCACGUUUUCUUUACAAUGACAAUCCAUUAGCACAGAAAACCUUAAGAAUGAUGAUGGAUAGUUCAUUAAUACCUACAAGAAAAAGAACAGCUUCCUAUCAAAAUAAUAAUGGUCUUUGCAAUGGAGAUGUUGAGAAUAUUGCUGGAAGUAGUAAUAGUGGCGCGGUAGACAGCAAUAUAUUUGAUGCGUCCAAUGCUUCUAAUACAACUUUUGAUUUAAGUGCUUUGUUGAAUGGCUCCUCUACAACAAAGAAACCUAAAAUUGAGUACGAUGACACCAAUACAACAAUACUAGCAAAUGAUACUGGUGUUGGUUUAACAGACACUUCAUUGAGUGGUAUAAAUUUACUUGGUGAUUUAGAAAAUUUACUAAAGGGAACGAAAAGCAAUGGUUUUUCAAAUGAUGAUGAUAGAAGACCAAAAUCUCUUUCAAAGAAACGGGUUGUUGGUAUAUGUAGUAGUUGUAAAAAGCCUGUAACAGUUGGCUCACGGCAGGUUCAUAUAUUUUACCAUCUGGCAAAGGAUUACCAGAGAUUUAGAUUUAGAUGUUUAUUUGAUGGAUGUAAUGUUGCCCAUUAUAGAAAAGACCAACUAGAGGCACAUCAUACAAAAGUGCAUGGUGAAAUUACUCCAGAAAAACUUGGAGAUUGUACUCAAGAAUUAACUGAAGACUGUCAUGAUCUUUCAAUGAAACUACUAGGAACUGCCAGUAAUAAUCCUGGUCCGACGGCAGAAGAAGGACAGGAGUUAUUUGAUGCUAUGCAAAAAGAAGCUUUACUUCAAAUGAUGAGUAAGAAAUCUAAAAAAAGGAAAACUCUUCAUUUACCUAAACUUUUCCUAAAUUCAAUGGCUGGAUCUUCUGGUGAUCCAUCCAGGGUUGAUACGAUAGAUUGCAAAAUAUGUCAGAAAAGUAUUGUGGCAAAAAUCAAGGGCUUUCAUAUACUUUGGCAUGUUGGUAAAGAAACUGGAUGUCCAAGGUAUUCUUGUAAAUUAUGUGAAUACAAACAUGAUAGAUCUGCAAGUGUCAAGCAACAUGGUGCAAGAGAGCAUGAAGAUGAAGACGUCGUUGAAGAUCUUGUAAACCUUAAUCCUGAUCUCGUUAAAGAAGUAUCUGAAAAAUGCUUUGGUACAGUGAUGAUGUCAAUAAAACAUGAAAUGACAGAAAGUAAUGAAGAUGAUUACAAAAAUGUGGAUGAUUACAAACAUGAUGAUGCAUGCAAAAAUGAGGAUGGCGGUAGUGAAAAAGAGGUCCAUGAUGAAGAAGACAAAGAAGAUUGUGAUGAAGAAGCCGAUGAAGAAGAUUUAUCGCGAUAG
Messenger RNA from Strongyloides ratti, 2400 nucleotides. RefSeq names its product Zinc finger, C2H2 domain and Zinc finger, C2H2-like domain-containing protein. The record is from RefSeq and is a predicted model, not a curated record. Gene Ontology annotation, cellular component: nucleus. The transcript has 4 exons. Bases 1 to 2400 code for a protein of 799 amino acids. NCBI's taxonomy places the organism in Eukaryota, Metazoa, Nematoda, Chromadorea, Rhabditida, Strongyloididae. Gene Ontology annotation, biological process: regulation of gene expression.